This is a messenger RNA of Penicillium bovifimosum, 210 nucleotides long. RefSeq lists its product as uncharacterized. NCBI's taxonomy places the organism in Eukaryota, Fungi, Ascomycota, Eurotiomycetes, Eurotiales, Aspergillaceae. Gene Ontology annotation, molecular function: protein binding. Gene Ontology annotation, biological process: cell division. The record is from RefSeq and is a predicted model, not a curated record. The transcript has a single exon. The coding region runs from base 1 to 210 and encodes 69 amino acids.
AUGGGCUUGAACGCGGCCAGUAGUCGGGUGGCCGCGAAAUACUUUUCCAGGGUCCAAAAAUUGGCACCCACUCGCCUAGAGGACAUGGAGAUCUACUCGACUGUCUUAUGGCAUUUGAAAAGUGAUGUUGAGCUGGCUUACCUGGCCCACCAGAUGCUUGAGGCCGACCGCCUCUCCCCUCAGGCCGUCGCCCGUGUGAGUUUAGGGUGA